UUCUUCACAAAUCAGUGUUUUUGGGCAACCUUAACAAUCCCAAACCCUCUAAUUAUCAAACAAUCAAUUGAACUCCUCGACAACAAGCAUCAAAAAGAAGGGAAUGUCUUCAGUUAGCAUGUCACCCUCAAAGGAGAAAAAAUGCCAAUGUGGAGUUCCAAUGUCUAGGCUGACUGCUUGGACUAAGGAGAACCCAGGACGCAAGUUUAGGACCUGCAAAUUCUAUGAUCCUGUGACUGAGUCAAGGGGGUGUAAAGCUUUUGAGUGGGUGGAUCAACCAGAUGGAACACCUUGGCAAACAGAGGUGAUUAACAACUUGCUGCUGGACAAGAAACUAAUGAAGGGAGAGCUGAAUGACAUGAAGAGGGAAGUUGAUGAUGUUAGUGGACAAAGGAGGUGCUUGCUCAAUGAGAUUGACAGCUUGAAGAUGAAAUGCAAAGCUCUUAGCUCAGACAGGAAGAAGAUGAUCAAGGAAGUGCAUGGCAGCAAUGCAACAACAAAGAAAAUGCUCACAGUACAUGCUAUUGUUGUGUUUUGUUGUUUUGGUUUGGUACUGGCUAUGUAUUUUAGAUCUUAGGUUCAUUUAGGAAUGCUUAGAAACAAAAAAAAUCCCCAACUUAUGUUGUGUUUUGUUGAAUUAUUAUGUGUGGAUGUUGGGAUGACAUUUCUUGUACUACUUUUAACAAAAUCAAUGAGAAAUGGAACUUUUUGGUAGAAACAUAUCACAAUUAGUAUUAGUACUUGCAACACAAUGUUUGAAAUUGUUUUACAUUGGCUGAGACAAAAGUUAAGGCACCUUUGUGCAAAAUCAUUGUUCAACUAUCAUUGUUCAACUACCAAAUAAACUUGGUUGUCUAUUAC
Molecule: messenger RNA, 861 nt
Organism: Chenopodium quinoa (quinoa)
Lineage: Eukaryota; Viridiplantae; Streptophyta; Magnoliopsida; Caryophyllales; Amaranthaceae
Exons: 2
Coding region: 104-577 (157 amino acids)
Molecular function (GO): zinc ion binding
Source: RefSeq, a predicted model, not a curated record